AUGCCCACUUCCGCUAUAGACGACCUCGUUCACAAUAUACUCGCUGAAGUCGCCUCCACAAUUAUGAGCAUACCCGCAUCGCCUACACUUGUCAAUGGAGCACCCUCUCGAGCACAGACACCCUUUAUCCGCGCCUCAUCGCCCUCACCUUCUAUCGAACUCAGUCACGCAUCGGACGAACAAGAAUUUGCCACGCGUCUGAUCUCGGCCAUCCGUGUUCCUGUCGACUUCACAGAUAUCCUUGUCGCCUUACGAAAUCGCCCGCAAGAUCGACAAGCGGUGGUUUCCAUGCAACGAGCAUUGGAAAUGGUCGAGUGGAUGCAGACGGCCAGACAAGAGCUCAUCGCAGCAGAGGAAAGGACGAGUAGAGCCUGA
Sparassis crispa is the source of this 375-nucleotide messenger RNA. RefSeq lists its product as hypothetical. The record is from RefSeq and is a predicted model, not a curated record. The coding region runs from base 1 to 375 and encodes 124 amino acids. The transcript has a single exon. Lineage: Eukaryota; Fungi; Basidiomycota; Agaricomycetes; Polyporales; Sparassidaceae.